CCAGCAGUACGGCACACAACUGGAGACGAACGCAAGCUCCUCGUUGGAAGACAAGAAAAACCUGGAUGGCUUGAUAUGAAGAGCGGGAGGACUUUGAUUUAAAAGAGAAAACGAAGGAAAAGACCCCGCGAUAGACGACAACUUUAAUGAAAAAGGAGGACCUCCAAUCAUAACUGAAGGUAUAAUUGAUUUCCUCUUCCAAAGGCAAAAUGAGCUGGAGCUUCCUCACACGUCUUUUGGAUGAGAUUUCCAAUCACUCAACCUUUGUGGGCAAAAUCUGGCUCACCCUCCUCAUCGUCUUUCGGAUUGUGCUGACGGCUGUUGGAGGCGAGUCAAUCUACUACGAUGAACAGAGUAAAUUUGUGUGUAACACGAACCAACCUGGUUGUGAGAAUGUGUGCUAUGACGCAUUUGCGCCAUUGUCACACAUUCGCUUCUGGGUGUUUCAGGUGAUUAUGAUCACCACUCCCACCGUCAUGUACCUUGGGUUUGCGAUGCACAAGAUUGCUCGUAUGGAUGACGAUGACUACAGGCCCCGGGGAAGGAAGAGGAUGCCUAUAGUGAGCCGUGGUGCCAACAGGGACUACGAGGAAGCAGAGGAUAAUGGAGAAGAAGAUCCCAUGAUAAUUGAAGAAAUUGAGCCAGAAAAGGAAAAGGAGGUCACAGAAAAGCCCAAGAAAAAGCAUGAUGGGCGCCGUCGCAUCAAGAGAGAUGGCCUGAUGAAGGUCUACGUGUUUCAGCUGUUAUCACGUGCCAUCUUUGAGACUGCCUUCCUGUUUGGACAGUACAUCCUUUAUGGCCUGGAAGUGGCACCGUCAUAUGUAUGCACACGCUCCCCUUGCCCACAUACAGUGGAUUGCUUUGUGUCACGUCCAACAGAGAAAACAAUCUUCCUGCUUAUAAUGUAUGCUGUCAGCGCCUUGUGUCUCCUCUUUACCGUGUUGGAGAUCCUGCACCUUGGCAUAAGUGGUAUCCGUGACUGCUUUUGCACACCACGACCUCGGCCCCCGACACCACGACACUCUGCUCUGGCUAGCCAGAGGUCUUCCAUCUGCCGACAACCCUCUGCACCUCCAGGCUACCACACAGCUUUGAAGAAGGAUCCAUCAGGGAAACUGGGAUUCCGAGAUAACCUGGGAGACUCCGGUCGCGAGUCUUUUGGGGACGAGGCGUCAUCGCGGGAGCUGGAGAGACUGCGCAGGCACCUAAAACUGGCUCAGCAGCAUCUGGAUAUGGCCUACCAGAAUGAAGAGAGUAGUCCGUCACGCAGCAGCAGCCCAGAGUCUAACGGCACUGCAGUGGAGCAGAACAGACUAAACUUUGCCCAGGAAAAGCAGAGCAGUACCUGUGACAAAGGUCUUCGUGCAUAGAUUCUCAUCAGCUGAUCAGUUCACACAAGGAGCAGUGAGAGGACACAAGCGAUGUGAACAAAGGAGUCUGUAUGCAUGAGUGGGACAUUGUGAAAUUGCUUGAGGUGGAUGAAGUCAGCCCAAGCCUUCCAGUGUUAUGGCCGACUGCGGUCGAGCAUAGAUUCAAAUUGAGAGAACGGUUGUCUCAACCCAGCAAUACUUGAGACACAAGCCGGUCUGAAGAUCCAAAGUGCUUAAAAACUGCCAUAGUGCAACAAGAACAGUCAACAUUACCGUGUACUUCUCCCUCAGGGCAGCUAUAUAUAUAUUUUAAUUACAAGACUUAGAUGUAUUAGUCUGAUUUUUUUUUUUUUUUUUUCUUUUUUUCUUUUUUUUUCCCUCCAGUGGAUGUUCAGUGAUUGCAUCUCAAGUUUGCCUUAGACUUAAACUGGAAAACUUCCUGGGAUUUUUGUAAGGCCAAGCCAGAUGUACAAAAAAAAAAGAAAAAAAAAAAGAUGAAACUGUAAGAAUUUUGUACGUUGUGUGGAAGUGAGAGUGCUGUUACUUUCGAACAAAGGGUUAAUGGACAUGGCGCCACUCAUAAAGGAAAGGAACUGGAGUUAUUGUCAUGCUGAUGAAGACUGAGGUCUUAAAUUUCAUACAAAGGUUUCCUUCAGGUGUGUCAAAUGAGUAAUUAUUUCUGAUGCCUGAGUGGUAACUGGAACACACUUGGGGUGCCUUUGUCCAAAGGAAUAAACAAACCUGGGUAAUGCUUGAAAACCAUGUAACUCUUGUUAUUGUCUUGUAUUGUUUAAAACAUUUAAUACUGUAUUUUUGUAUUGGUUUUAAGUGUUGUAUUGACUCUUGUCACUGUGGCCAACACUUUAUUUUCUCCUCUCUCUCGUUCCUCCAGUUUAUCGAAGAAUAUUUGCUACUGUCUUAGCUCUCUGAUGCCAGAUUCUGAUGGACUGGUUCAUUCUGAGAAAUGUUUGGUACAGUUUGAGUUAAAAUUACAACCAUUUUCUUUUUAAUAUUUAAAUACUAUUGUUAUUUUGGUAGGUACACAUCUUCUAUGACCAUAAAAUGUUUACUUUUUUUUCCGUACUGACUCAAAUGUAACUUUUUUUUGGUUCAGUGGGGAUAAAACUAUCUGAUGUUUUAUAACUGAAAGUGCUGAUUGCUGGAUGAGUGCUUUGACUGUUCCAGGAUCUGUAAUCAAAUCAAUGUGAAUUUAAUGCCUUGAAUGUGCUUUGAUAAGAUGCCAUCUUUUUAUAUUCUGAAUAAUGCCCACAGUGCCAGCUCAUAUUUUCAUCUCAAGUUAUUUUUGACCAAUGCUUUUUCUACUUUUUUAAUACUUUUUGUAUUGAUAGAACUUUGUGGUUAGUUUUAAAAUAAAACUUUACAGCAAAUUCCAA
This is a messenger RNA of Archocentrus centrarchus (flier cichlid), 2764 nucleotides long. RefSeq names its product gap junction protein gamma 4b (gene gjc4b). Gene Ontology annotation, cellular component: connexin complex. Gene Ontology annotation, molecular function: gap junction channel activity. The record is from RefSeq and is a predicted model, not a curated record. The transcript has 3 exons. Gene Ontology annotation, biological process: cell-cell signaling. The coding region runs from base 210 to 1370 and encodes 386 amino acids. NCBI's taxonomy places the organism in Eukaryota, Metazoa, Chordata, Actinopteri, Cichliformes, Cichlidae.